Molecule: messenger RNA, 1875 nt
Organism: Exophiala aquamarina CBS 119918
Lineage: Eukaryota; Fungi; Ascomycota; Eurotiomycetes; Chaetothyriales; Herpotrichiellaceae
Exons: 2
Coding region: 1-1875 (624 amino acids)
Biological process (GO): positive regulation of transcription by RNA polymerase II; meiotic cell cycle
Cellular component (GO): nuclear chromosome
Molecular function (GO): DNA-binding transcription factor activity; DNA binding
Source: RefSeq, a predicted model, not a curated record
AUGGACGGCUACGAUCCUCUAGCAAUGCCCUAUUUACACAGUCCCAUGCCCUUCACGGGCGGAAACUUGCAGAAUUUGGAUUAUAUGAGUGUACCUUCGGCCAUGGAUUUGGGAGAUCAAUACUCCAACUUCGAUUCAGAUGUCUACAGUGACACUGGUUUCGACCUCCCUCCAUCAACGGGAUUGCAACAUCCUGCAGUCCUCAAACGCUACUCCUCAGGCUUCGACGAUCCUUUUGCUGAGGGCACCAUGGCUCAAUUCGACCAGAUUCCAACCGAAGGACUGCCUGAGAGCCCCUCUAUCGACCGCGACAGCAAAUACCUCAGCUUCCAUAUGCCUCAGUACAACUAUACCCUGCUUGACGAUUCUUUCCGUCGCUCCUCGGUAAAUAUUAAUGCCCAAUUGCACGGCAUGUUCUUUCUGGCAGAAUCACAGUGGCCUGCUACUGCCGACACUCCUCCACCGCCACCAGAGCUUACCUGCUAUAGACGGAAUCUGUUCCAAAUCACUGGUUCCGUCACCUUGCCUCGGAAUCUAAGAUACGUCUUCACCGAUGACGGCUCCAGAAUACCCAUUUAUGAGCUCGAGCUAGCAGUCUCCGCAACCGAGUCGGUGGAAAAUAAUGCGGUCAAAAUCAUCUCCGUGCCGUGGAAGACACCCGCCAGUGGCGAGGCCACCAAGCCCGACGACAAGGUAGAACGGGAGCCGCCCACGAUUCCUCUAGACAAGAUGUCCGGCCAGGAAUUAGACACCGACUACACCACAUUUCCCAUCCAAUGGAAGAGACUGCAAUUCAGAAUAGCAACUGCAAAUAAUGGUCGUCGAAAAGAACUCCAGCAACAUUUCACCCUCCAUCUCAAGAUCAUGGCAUCGCUGUCUACCGGUGGCAAGAUCUCAAUUGCAGAGGCUCGCUCUGGUGCUGUCAUUGUGCGAGGGAGAAGUCCUCGGAACUUUGCAGCACGUAAGGAUUUACCGCUGAGUAGCUCCUCGACGGCGCGAAAGCAUUUGCCCUCGGUCUCUCGAGCGAGCGCAAGCCAAACCUCCGUUCCUCAAGUCACCUCCGCACCUAAAGUAAAAUCACCUCCAGAUGACAUGUCGCAAAUGAGCAAAGUAGGCUAUGAGGCCAAUGGCGACUACAAACCAGCAGAUCCGGCUGCAUGGGUAUCUCAAAUACCCGGCGAAUCUCUAGCUAACCCAUAUUCUGCCUCGAUGAACCCUCCACCCAUGCCGACGUUUGCUCACGACCAAACACCGGAUCUCGGAACUCCAGGACAGACAUUUCCGUUUACAUUCCCACAAGAGAUGCCAGCUAGCAACGGUGGUCCGUUAAGUUUACACUUCGGUAGUGACGAUGAAGGUAGUCCAUACCCUCCUAAUCAGGGCAGCAGGCAUUCUUCGCGGCCGCCAACGUCUAAUCCAAGUCCAAGUCUCAUGAAUAAGGGCCAACCUCAGUCUCAAAGUGGCUCCUAUCCUGGUCCUGGUGCAACCACCGGUCACUCACCAGGACACCUCGCCAGCAUGGCUCAACAAGGCGGCCCUGGUACUCGCCCAAGGCUACACUCACACCAAGUCUCAAUGACGAGCGUGCCGAGUUCGGGAUCCAUGAACGGCCCUUAUCCGCAUCCGCAUCCCCAUCACCCCAGACCAGAACUCGUUCCCAUGCCUUCGUCCGGAAGCAUCCCGUUCGCAAAGGUUGAAGGCGAGAAUGCCGACCAACUGUACGAGUACUUCCCACUUGGUCUCGACGACUGGAUGCCACCUGUCGAUGCCGUCUUCCGCCCGCAUGUUGUUCAUCACAGCGGGCCUUUGCCUCCCGACCCGAGGUCACCUGGUGGCAGGCAUACAAGCAAACGGUAUUUCUCCGAGGUUGUAUGA